This is a messenger RNA of Dendroctonus ponderosae (mountain pine beetle), 1260 nucleotides long. RefSeq names its product inositol monophosphatase 1. Bases 314 to 1153 code for a protein of 279 amino acids. Gene Ontology annotation, biological process: phosphatidylinositol phosphate biosynthetic process; signal transduction; inositol metabolic process. NCBI's taxonomy places the organism in Eukaryota, Metazoa, Arthropoda, Insecta, Coleoptera, Curculionidae. The record is from RefSeq and is a predicted model, not a curated record. Gene Ontology annotation, molecular function: inositol monophosphate 1-phosphatase activity. The transcript is spliced from 4 exons.
AUCGAUUGGAUGGCAACACUGAUUUUUGAGCGGUGUCAGAAGUGGCGACUUUUUUUUGGUUAGAGGGGCCCAAAAGCUGGAAAUUCAAAUUGCCGUUUGUCUACGUAAAGUUUACCCAGGUUUUUGAGAACAAACAGCAAGAGUUACGUUGCUAAAUAUCAACUAAAGCAAAUAUUUGAUUUUCGAGUUAAAUUGAAUUAAAGUGAUUAGAUCCAAUCGUUUUUGCCAUUAUUUCACUUAAUUCGAGCGCCCCAGAACGAGACGCAGCAGAAAAUAACUCCGCUGAUAAACUGUGGAAUUGGAGGCUUUUAAAAUGUCUUGUGCAGCUCAACAGGGUAGCGUAGAUGAAUUUUUCAAUGUGGUUCUUCAAUUGACAAAGAAAUGCGGCCAGUUAAUCAAAGAGCGGACCUCAUCCCGAACGAAAAAAGUGGAAACCAAGUCCAGUGCCAUUGACUUUGUUACUGAAACCGAUCAGGAAGUGGAACGCUUGCUCAUUGAUGGACUCUCCAAAGCGUUCCCCGAACACAAAUUCAUUGGCGAAGAGAGCGUGUCAAGUGGGGCCCAAUGCGAGCUGACUGACGCCCCCACUUGGAUAAUUGACCCAGUGGACGGAACAAUGAACUUUGUGCACUCGUUCCCGCACUCUUGCAUAUCCAUCGCUUUGUUCGUCGACAAACAUCCAGCUAUCGGAAUUAUCUACAACCCGAUGAUGAACCAGUUGUUCACUGCCCAGAAGGGCAAAGGGGCCUUUUUGAACGGCGAGAAAAUCACGGUGUCUGGGACGAAACGUUUGGCCGAGGCGCUGAUUAUGAUGGAGUUUGGAACCAGCAGGAACGCGGAGCAGCGCAGCGUCAUUCUAGAGAAUCAACAGAAGCUGAUGCCGCAGGUGCAUGGACUCCGAGCUUUGGGAUCGGCUGCGCUCAACAUGGCCAUGGUGGCUUGCGGGGCAGCGGACGCCUAUUUUGAGUUUGGCAUCCACAUUUGGGAUAUUGCGGCAGGCGAGCUCAUCAUUACGGAGGCGGGCGGAGCCGUUAUUGACCCCGCCGGCGGACAGGUGGACAGGCUUUCACGUCGAGUGCUUGGUGCUAGUUCGCAAGAACUAGCUGAACAACUCGCCAAGGAGUUGGCCCAAUUUUACCCCGAGCGCGAUUAAUCGGUCCGCUUCAGUUGUCAGAGUCUGUUUAAGGAUUAGAAGCCUUACUGAUAGUAUAGUAGUAUGCAUUGAAACUAGAGAACGCAAUUAGGAAAUGUGUUGAUGUA